UGUUUCUCCAUCCUCUGUUCUCCUCACACACAGAGACCAGGGAGCUGCGGAAUAGGCGUGUUUGCCGCUGCUGCCGCUGCUGUUGCUGCUGCUCAUACACCGGCUCAACAUCACGUUCAGUGUAAACAUCGCGGAGGAAGACAAAAAAACUGCACAACAAGAGGAACCAAGAGCAAGUUAUUUAACUGACCGUUUCUAUCCGAAGUGAUGGAGCACCAUUUCCUGAUGACACCGUGGUGAGACCGGUGCAGCCCUGUCACGCCCACAGCGCCCCCUUUCGGCCCGGACGGCCCACCAUGGUCCGGCGCCUAUGAAAGGGUACCAUGUCAGCCGUAGCAUGUCUCAGCAUUCCUCUGGUGGUGGCCCCUGCCAUUGCUCACCUGAGGACUGCGAUGGCCCAGGCAGAGAGUACUACCAGGGCCACAGUGACGGCCACUAUUACCCUCCAGGAGGUCCAGCUGAGGCCCUGGCACUGGAAAGGCAUCAUUCCCACUCCCACUCCCACUCUCACUCCCACGGUCACUCUGGAGGCGGCACAUUCCCCCGUUCCCAGCACCCACCUCUGCAGUCAUUUGACUCUUGUGAAGAAUGCUUGUCUUCAGGCCAUGGAGGCAAGAUGCAUCGCAUUCCCCCAAACCUGAUGGACCAGUUUGAGAAGCAGGUGCCCUUUCAUCCCGAUGGCUUCCACACCCUGCAGUACCAGCGCACCGCUAGUGGGGGCGCUGAGCCACGCAGUGAAAGCCCCUCCCGCAUCCGUCACCUGGUCAACUCCGUGCAGCGUCUCUUUGCCAAGUCCCAUUCCCUGGAAGCACCAUCCAAACGGGAAUACAAUGGCACAAGAGGAAGUGGUGAGAGAGACUACCGUGGUGAAAGAGGAGGAGGAGGAGGAGGCCACAGGAGUGGAGGGGAGGAUGGUGGAGGCCACUACUCGGGCCACCAGUCUCGCUCUACCAGGAGGAGCAAGUCUCGAGAGCGUAGCAAGAGUGGAGACUCACGACACGAGUCGGGCAGACGCCACCGCAGCAGGACAGCGGGCUGGUGGAGCUCUGAUGAUAACCUGGACAGUGAUAGCAGCUUCCUGGUUAGCGGAGGCAGACGAGGGUAUCCCAGUGGACACGAGAGCCUCGAUGCCGCCAUCCAGGAGCUUACCAUGAAGAAGCCCAAGGAACGCGGCGGGGGUGGACCGGGGCCAGGGGAGUGCAUGGCGUGCACCACAAUGGCUUUGGCCGGGACUGAAGGAGGGGGACACCAUGGGCACCAUGGGCACUCUCUGAAGAGGAGCACAUGGUCAGCCAUGACAGUGAGUCAAGCAAGGGAGGUGUACCCUUCCUCCAGGGGAGGAGCCUACAACAAAGCCCUUGUUCCCAUGGAGAGCAAGCUGAAGGAGAGGAGUUUCCACUACCUGCAGGUCCCUUCAGAAGACUGGGCAGGUGGAUAUGGCAGCGGUGGAGGAGCCGAUACUGGAGGGGAGAUCCCUUGUCGUCGCAUGCGGAGCGGCAGCUACAUCAAGGCCAUGGGCGAUGAUGACAGUGCCGACUCAGACACCAGCCCCAAAGCUUCGCCCAAGUCCACGCUGAUUGCUCAGAGGGAGGCGUUUAGACGAUCUAUCAGCAUGGAUCAAAGGUACUCGUGUAAACAAUGCACUGAUUCCUACCCCAACAGCCGAACCACGCCCAAAACCCACACCCGCUCCCGGAGUUACACGCGCUCGCUGACCAGCUCGCAGCUGGGAGACACUUUGAACCGUCAGUUUGAGGCCGUGUGUGAGACCAUGUUCGGGGAGGUGGAGUCUCAGGCUGUGGAGGCUCUGGAUCUUCCGGGUGUGUUCCGCACUCGCAGCCACAGCUACGUCCGCGCCAUCCAGGCCGGCUGUUCCCAGGACGAUGACUGUCUCUCUGUCUUCUCCAUGUCAGGCCCCCAGGGAAGCAUGAAGGGCGGGGCUGUCUUUCCUUAUCGCAAAGGUGCUCCUCCUCCACUUCCACCUCGCAUGUCCAAGUCUUCACUCUCAGUGCGGGCCCAGAGCAGCACUGAGUCCACGCAGGAUGCCUACUUCCAGAGCAGUGGACAGUUGGUCUCAAGCUCUGGUCGCCCAAAGCAGCACAGCAACUCUGUGGACAUGGGCAUCUCCGACGGACCGCCAGGUCGCUCCUCCAGGGGAGGCUACUACACCGCCACGGGCCCUGCGCGUUCCAGGCAGCACAGUAACUCGGCAGAGAGCUUAGAUGGUGUCAGGGGUUCACGGGAGCUGGUUCCCUACGGAGGGGGCCCGGGAGUUGGAGUGAGAGCCAAACACAGCAGCUCAGCUGACAGUCUUCUGGAGGGUCCACCCAGGCCGGUCAGGGAGCGGGAAAGCAGGAUUGGAGGCAGCCUGGGCAAAUCCGCCUCUCUGCCUCAGAACAGCUUAGUUCUGAGCAAAGCUGUUGGGCAGGACGAUGGUCGCGGUGUGAGAAAGUGGAGUCCAUCUAUAGCUGUGCAGGUGGACAGCUCAGGAACCCUGUCAGAUUCAGAAGGAGAAAGCAAAGCUCUUACACAGGUCCACUCCAUAGGGGUCCAAGUGGAGGAAGAUAAAAGGCGGGCUCGUUUCAAGCGCUCCAACAGCGUGACGGCAAGCGUGCAAGCCGACCUGGACCCUGAGGGCUUCCCAGGGCUCAGCAUCGCCGUGCCAACACAGGACAAGAGUCUUCAGUUCGGCUGUUCCUUCCAAAGGCACUCGUCAGAGCCCGAGUCUGCCAGCCAGUACACCGAGUGCCACCGUACAGUGCACACACAGGGACAGUGGGCGCACAGAGAGGACUACAUCCAGACUGGCUACACCAGUGAGGUCUGCCCAGCAGAUCCACGGCCGCACCAACACCAACACCAACACCAACACCCGCACCCACACUUGCCCCCACGUUCCCACUCCCCUCUGCCCAUCACAUCUGAGCGAGCCUGGGCAGGUACGCCGUCCCUAGAAGGCCCCCGCAGCCUCCCCGACUCAGGCAGAGCCUCGCCUUGCAUGAGAGAUGGAGAGUUCUUCUUACGACUCCUGCAGACAGAGGUGGAGAGGAUGGAGGGCUGGUGCCAGAACAUGGAGAGAGAGGCUGAGGAGAAGGAACUGCCAGAAGAAAUUCUUGAGCUAAUCCGAAAUGCAGUUGGCAGUGCCCAGAUGCUCAUGUCUCAGAAAGUCCAGCAGUUCUUCCGCCUCUGCCAACAAAGUGUGGACCCAUCAGCCUACCCUCAGCCCACCUCUCAGGACCUGGCGGGAUUCUGGGACCUGCUCCAGCUCAACAUAGAGGACGUCAGGGUCAAGUUUCAGGACCUCCAGAGGCUCAAGGACUCUGGUUGGAGACUCCCAAGUGAAAAGAAGGAGGACAAGAAGCUUCCUCCUCCAUUACCAAAGAAGCCAGCAGGUGGGGUGACUGGCAGUCUCCGGGCCGAUAGCACAGGGGAUGUGGGCACUGGUGGUGGGUCAGGGGGCCUGGUGGUUCCCCGUGUGGGUGGACACACUUUACCCAUCAGAGAGAAGUCCUUGGACCUCGUGGAGCGUCAGAGGACAGAAGCGAGGAGGAGGCUGCUGCAAACCAAGAGAACGGCUUCCUUCAGGCAGAACUCAGCUACGGAGAGCGCGGACAGCAUUGAGAUCUACAUCCCCGAAGCCCAGACUCGACUCUGAGCACAAGAGUGCGGUGUGUCUCCUUCUCCUCUUCUCUGCUCACCUUCACCCGUUUUAAGAUCCACUGCGGGUCCUUGCUGUUAUUCUGCUAGCCACACCCUCAGCAUAUUUCCAUUACUUCACAUACGAGAACAGCAAACUGCAAAAUGCCAUCAUGUUGCUCACUAAACAAGCAAUGACCGCCAUUUUAGUAUAUGUGAAAUUUGGAUAUUACUGACACAGAGGCCUAGACCUGAAUGGGUUGGUAGCAGACCUUUGUAACUGAGAAUUUCUUUCUUCUUUUGUUGAAGUUGGCCACAAACAGUCCAUCUUUUAUAGCACUUGGCAGUAGAGAUUCACACAGUAGUAGCAUGCCUGUGCGUGUUCACCUUACACUUUUCCGUCACUGAAACUAAAGGGCUCAACAGGCACAGAUCCUCCACAGAUCUAUGGAUCACUGAUGAAUUAGAAUCAGCUCCAUGUUAUGUUUCGGAGGUUCUGUCACAACAAGAUGAAUCCCCACUCAUCGCACAUGUAUGGAUGAAUUGCCGUGGGAGUCGGAUGGUUCAUAAUCCCCAAAGAACAUCCCACAAACGUAGUGAGUUUACCACGCAAAGGCUCUCCCCCACCCCCCCCAUUCAAAGGAUUUCAAAAUCAUGUAUCUCCGUCGGUCCUCACAUCCCAUGCAUCCACUGACCAUCCUUAGCAUUCAGCAGUGAGGCUGUUUGAAUGUGCAAGUGCUAUUUGUACAUAGUGUGCACACUCAUGUUUGCCAAAACGAGCUUUUGCAGUAUAGCGUCACAGCCUUCACAGCUAGAGAGCCUCACAGACAAAAGCAAAAGGAGGAGAAAUAAAUAGCUGUUUUCUCUUUAAGUAGUCUUUCUGAAGUUUCAGGGUGGGGUUGUUGGGUAUUUUUACGGGAAUAUAUUUUGGAGCCUUUUCAGGACUGUUUGCUGACACGGCCCCUAUUUCACUGUGAGACUAUAGCACCACCUAGUGGUCAAAUGAGGACCCAAACCUACAAGGGGGAUUUUGUAGAGAAUUGUUUCCACCUCAGCCAGAAAAUGAACAAGAUGCCCUGAUGAAACAGCCAUGAAAGAAGUUUCUACAUAACUUUGUUUGCCUUUGUUGUUUUCAUUCUGUAAACGGCGGUAGGUCACAAAUUCAAAAAGAAGAGAGCCGCCAAAGUCUAGUUGUGUGAGUGGAAGUACAAACCUCUCAGUUACAGACACACACACUGGUGACAAGAAAAGGAACAAAGGUUCUCUGAUCAGGAAAUAACAAAAAGGAGUCAUUUUGUACGUGUCUCCAUCCCUAUCUUUUCCAAAGAAUCACCCCAGAGAGUAAAACAGUAAAAGUUGUGAAGUUAUAGAAAUGACAGCAGCGUGUGUUGUUGAGAUUUAGUCACACAUGUAAAUCAGUGGUGAUGCGCUGUAUGUUUGUUGCACUAUGUUUUCUUUCAUCUUUAUUUAAGACUUCCUGAAUCAUAACACCCGAUGUUUCCACUGACAUGUAGCAUGAUUUCAAAAGCUGUGAAGGGGUCUUAUUUACAAACGUAUGUCAGAACACAUCUUUAUUAUUAUUUUAUUGAGGUAUUUUGUAUGGAUGUUGUGUACAGGCCUGUGUGUGGCGUGAAUGUGACGGGCUGUGUGUAAUACAGGAUUUGGGAUGAAGCCCAAAUGAAUACUAAAAAGUCCAAAUCAGCUAUUUUAAAGACGAAAAAAAAGGGGGGAAAAAAACCCUUAAAUUAUAAGAAUCUUUUAGCAUGACCUGUGUAUUUCUUUUCUAAAAUUUGAAUGGAAUGUGUUGGCAAAAUGGGAUAUUUUAAUGGGAGAUGUAUAUUUUAUAAUAUAAUCUACAUUUCUAGGUUAGUAGAGACUAUUGAGUACAGUAUAUGUACAAAAAAAAAGCAUAUAUCAAAUGUGAAAUACUACAGUAUUAUUAUGAUAGAUUAUAGCAUUGUGUGAAACUUCAGCUGUGUGGCAUAUCCAGACUCAGUGUACGUGAAAAACAAUUUCAAAUGAUUAUCCUUAACUUUGUGAGUGCUGAGUCAGGUUCACAGGGUAAAACUGGCAAAGAGUGUAAUUUGCCAAGUAUGAUCCUCCUUAGAUCUACUGUUAAUCUUUGUGUGGUUCUAACAACAUAUAUACUGCUGUAUCCCCUCCCUGUAUAAUUCCUCUUUAGAGCCAACAACACGUGCCUAACCAGCUAUUGUGGAGGUUUCCUUUUAACACAGUUUACACACACACACACACACACACACACGAGAGAGUGAGAGAGAGCGUUGUACAUAGGAAAAUAAGAUCUGCGGAGAGAGCUGCAGAGAAUAUUGUUGAAGGAAAAAUGUUUUUACGCGACCGACGCGCCUCUCCUUUGUGUCCCUUACUUUCACUUGCAAUACUCACAUAAGACUGGCAGAUUUUGUUGAUACUGCAUGUUUUGUGGCAAAUUUAGCAGAAUUUCAUUUUUGACCGGUACAGUUUGAGCAAAUUUUGUAGCCAACAACCUUUUGUUGUGAUUGAAAAGAAAAUAGAUGAGAUUUUACAGUGAGUCACUUCUUUGUACAGUGAUUAUAUCCUUGGAGGACACUAAUAUUGGAGCCCUUGAAACAGUAAUUGGGUGUUUUGACGUGACUCUAGACAGAUCAAUACAAGAGCCUCCACGUAAUACGAGCUGCCCUGGCAAGGGAGGAGAAAAGGGCUCCCAAUUAGAUGUGCUUUUUAAUUCGUUUUGCAGCGGUGUGGGUUGCAGAGCAGCCUUUUAAUCCCCUCAUCCCUUCUCCUGUGUCAAACUCAAACUUGACAACAUCUCAGUGGUGUAUGAAAGAAAGCACAAAGACCUGCUUUUAUACUGUUAACUCCACUGUGAAGGACUCGACUCGAUCCUUAAAAUCCUCAAAUCGACACACAGAGGGAUGGCAAGGCCUUUCCAUUUCGGCCUUGAGGGACACCAGGAAUUGAGGAGGCUUCAAUGGAUAUUUGUCCGCAGUAGCAACUUCUACUACUUAAACCGUUUUUUGCUGACUUUCUCCUUUACACUACUGAUCACAAGUUGAGGUGUUAGCCAGCCACCUUGCCUUGAAACAGGUCCAUUGGAAACACACUUUUUUGUGGAUGUGAUUUCCAUACUUUUUUUUGUUUCUGUACUUUGCCUAUCUAUUUGUCCAACUAUAUAUAUCUAUGUAUCGGCACAGUAUAAACACAGGAGCCUCUGAGUACAAUAGCACCUGGGUGUGUAGUUAUGUACAAACAUGAUCCACGUGCUCACCAAUACACCAGACAACAAGAACAUGAAACCCUUUCUCCUCCUCAUAGAAGUGCAAAAACCCCUCAUGGACAGCCUGACGGACAUGACAACUCUGAGUACCUCAGUUUCUAGCAGCAGUGUCUCCAAACCCUGACCCAGGCCUCUGUCCUCAGGGGAUUCUCUAGCACUAUACAACAGACGGACCCUGAAAUCACAUGACCAGAGCCGUCCCACAAGAAGGUUGUCUAUGCUCUCUGUGGGGGUGCUUGUUAUUUGAGCCCAUUUUCUCUAGUAGCCAUUUUUUUCCGAGGCUGGAGGACAGCAGAGUCAGAGGGGGUGUGGGGGUGGCAGAUCAAUUGUAGCCAAUGUGUGUGUAAUGUCUGUCCUGCGUGUGCAACAACGUGGAGCAGGAGGAAGGAUGUUGUAGCUGCAGAUUUGAGUUUUAGUUUGACAUUUGGUAGCGGCAGAGUUGCUCUGGAGGAAAAGAAGAAAAAAACACUUUUUCCAGCAAAGUGAGCUCUGAGCUGCUUCUGCACAGAUGUGUGAUGUGCAUGGCUGAAAUUCUCAACGACUCUCGGCUGUCUUUAUUUGAAUUCAUGACAUUAUUACAACGUAGGUCCGCUUUAAAUACAGAGAGGAUUCCCGUUACAGCUCAUAUGCAGACUGACAGUACAAUAGCAGAUUUUGAGUUUACACCAUCGAGGGAGGAAAGGAUAAGAGUCGAGUCAGCACUAGUUGUGUCUGGCUGAGUGGAGACUCUCAAGGUCCAUCUCAUCUCACAGCUGAGACAUGAUGGCAUCGCCUAACUGUAAACAUUAACAGUCUAAAUCUAGAGCAAUCUAAAACCUCAGUUAUAUGACACAAUAUAUAUUAUAUAUAUAUUGAUUUGUAUGCAGAUGAUUUUCCAUUAGUAUGUAAGACAAAUAAGUCCAGAAAUAAAAUGUGUGCAAUCAGCAAUACAUAACUUUCCCUCAAAUGAAUAUGAAGUCGGCAUAAAUGCCAUGUUUGUCAUCACACAGUUUCCAUCUUUGUAAUAACAAUGGCAGUAGUGUGGUAAUAAGGCAAUGAUAUUACAAGUGGCGGUAAGGUUAAUAAGUGAAAAAUGCAUCACUUUAAUACCCUCACAUGAAUAUUUUUGUGAAUAACAAUUGAUAAUCCUCACCCCCUUAUGUCCCACACACAUUGUUAAUGCAAGCUGCUUUAACUUUAAAAUAAAAUGGUUAUGAGUAUAAUAUCACUUCUUAUUACAAAGUUUUUUCCACACUGUUAAGUAUACUGUAGGGAUAAUAAAACGAUCUCACUGAUACUGAAAAAGGUAUUAAAAUAGAAUCAAAAAUGAGGUCUGAUUUUUUUGAAAAUCCUAAAUAACUUACAAUUCCUUUCUGGACUUGGACCAAAUCUCCAGAAACUCAUAUUUCUGUUUCUCCUCCAGAGCAGCUUGCGCCCAUGAAGCGUUUUAACUGAGACUCCGAUGUGCCUUUAACAUUGUAAAGUUGCUCUGCAGUACACACACACACACACACACACACACACACAGGAAACCAUGUGGGUUAGAGACAUCUGAGCAAUUACUAUGUAAUUAACAAAAAAAACCCUGCCACCCUCAUGUUUACAAGACUGUAAAUACAUGUUGCCAGUGGACAUUGCUCUUCUCAAUAUUACAUAAUAUUGUUAUAACAAAAUGAUUAUUAUUAUCAGUAUGAUUGUUGUCAUUAAAGGAUUAAUUAUCGCCAUCACUCUCAUUAUUGUAUAGCUAUGGGUAAACAUUGUUCUUUAUUUAAGGGCAAAAACAACUGUUUAAUCCCAUAAUGAUACGUCUUUAAAUUGCUGCUACUAAGAAGAUAGAGUAGAAGAAAAGCAAGCUGACUAUAACUCUGGGAGACACUUUUUUUUUUUCUUCCUCUGGGAUCAAUGAUGGACACUCCUGUGCGGGAGUGAGGGAUCACCACGGGAGGAAAGUAAGAACAAAUUAGGAGGAUCCGAACAUUUUAUUUACCACCCAUUUAUUACCACUCUGAACUCUUGGUUCUGCAGAAGGAGGGAAAACAACAUGGACAUCAAACUGAUACAGACUCUCCACGCUCUGUGUAUUCUACUCUAUACAGUAAUGUAGCAAAAAUGAAAUAGCCCCUUGUGCUCUCUCUCUCUGUCUGUGUCCACCUGUCCUCCUCUCUCAUCUCUUUUCCUGUGCUCCUCUCUGAACACCAUUGGUUUUUAAUCACACGGGUUUGAUACAGAAAGUUUUUUUUUUUUUUCUCUCUCUCUUUUGAGCUCAGCUUUAUCCUUGAGUUCUCUUGUUUUAUACCCAUUUGAUCCAGUGCCAAGACAGCAUACUGUACAUACAAGCAUUAGAGACGUGUUUGUGUUUUUGUUUUGUUUUUUUCCUCCCACAAAAGGAACUGACUGGAGCAUAUAGCAAUAGCGAUGCCAUAAGAUGUGACGUUUGUUUCACCGGUGGAUACACAAGAUGCAUGAGAACACCACGGUGUAAGUCUGAGUUUGUGACUGGGCAAAGGAAGGUGUCACGCCAUUUUACUUUAAUAAGUCAUGAUUCUGUUCUUUUGUGGUGUGGUUUGAAUUUGUGUACAUACACAUUUAUUUAUUGACCUCGUAUGAUUUAUGGAUCUCGAUGUGUCAACGGAGCACGUCUUGAUAGCAGUCAAGCCCAGAGAGAUGGCACACUGUGACGUGGUUUACCCCCAACACAGAAUGUAACACUGUCAACGUUGUCGAAACAUUUUUUAAUGGCUAAUAUUAUUACUAUAACAUGAUAAUUAUAAAGCUAUUUUAGCGAGUUAAACGGGA
This is a messenger RNA of Solea senegalensis (Senegalese sole), 9685 nucleotides long. It is a transcript of the gene dlgap3, whose product is annotated as discs, large (Drosophila) homolog-associated protein 3. Bases 311 to 3655 code for a protein of 1114 amino acids. Gene Ontology annotation, molecular function: molecular adaptor activity. Gene Ontology annotation, biological process: signaling. The transcript is spliced from 13 exons. Gene Ontology annotation, cellular component: glutamatergic synapse; postsynaptic specialization. NCBI's taxonomy places the organism in Eukaryota, Metazoa, Chordata, Actinopteri, Pleuronectiformes, Soleidae. The record is from RefSeq and is a predicted model, not a curated record.